AUGCAUCUUUCUCUCAAAUAUCCAUUACACAUUAAAACCAACAGACGUGAAAGAGCAGUCAGCCGGACCCCACACACAUGGUACGGCCCUUCUCUCGCUCGCAGCGCUUGGUGCCGGGUGUCUUGCACAUGGACGAGAGAGUAAAAUCUCUAAAUUGCCGCAGAGAUCAUUUCCACCGCUUUUUCACUAGCACAGACUGACAACAGGCGAUCUCUAAAUGCGAGAUACGGACAACAUGGAGGCCGAUAUGGAGUAUGAUGACGAGGAAGAGCCUUCGUUUAGUGAUCCGGAGGAUUUCGUUGAUGACAUCAGUGAUGAGGAGCUACUGGGGGAUGUUCUCCGGGAUAAACCUCAGGAGACUGAUGGCAUCGACUCGGUCAUUGUGGUUGAUAAUGUCCCUCAAGUUGGACCAGAACGACUGGAGAAACUGAAGAACGUCAUCCACAAGAUCUUCUCAAAGUUUGGCAAAAUCACCAAUGAAUUUUACCCAGAGGCAGAUGGAAAAACCAAAGGGUACAUUUUUCUGGAGUAUUCUUCCCCAAGCCAUGCUCAUGAAGCAGUCAAGAACGCUGAUGGCUACAAGCUGGACAAGCAGCAUACUUUCCGUGUUAAUCUGUUCACUGAUUUUGACAAGUACAUGUCAAUCAGUGAUGAGUGGGAAUCUCCUGAGAAGCAGCCCUUUAAAGAUUUUGGAAAUCUCCGUCACUGGUUGGAGGAUCCUGACUGUCGUGAUCAGUACAGUGUAAUCUACGACUCUGGUGAAAGAACGGGCAUAUUUGCUAAUGAUGUCAAGGAGCCUAUUGAAGUGGAGGAGAGAGCGCGCUGGACUGAGACUUAUGUGCGCUGGUCUCCGAAAGGCACCUAUCUGGCCACAUUCCAUCAGAGAGGCAUUGCUCUGUGGGGGGGUGAGAAGUUCAAGCAGAUCCAGAGGUUCAGCCACCAAGGAGUUCAGCUCAUUGAUUUCUCUCCCUGUGAGAGAUAUGUUGUCACAUUCAGCCCUCUUAUGGACACGAAAGAUGACCCGCAGGCAAUCAUUAUCUGGGAUGUUCUCACAGGACAUAAGAAAAGAGGCUUUCAUUGUGAAAGUUCUGCUCACUGGCCAAUUUUCAAGUGGAGUCCAGAUGGGAAAUUCUUUGCUCGAAUGACACAGGACACCCUGAGCAUCUAUGAGACCCCAUCAAUGGGUCUUUUGGAAAAGAAGAGUUUGAAGAUAAAUGGAAUUAAGGAUUUCUCCUGGUCGCCUGGAGAUAAUAUCAUUGCAUUCUGGGUUCCUGAGGAUAAAGACAUCCCAGCAAGAGUAACUCUCAUGCAGCUUCCAUCCAGGAAUGAGAUCAGAGUCCGCAACCUGUUUAAUGUUGUGGACUGCAAGCUUCACUGGCAGAAAAACGGAGACUAUCUCUGUGUAAAGGUGGACAGAACACCCAAAGGAACGCAGGGUGUUGUUACCAACUUUGAGAUUUUCCGGAUGAGGGAGAAGCAGGUACCUGUGGAUGUGGUGGAGAUGAAAGAGAGCAUCAUUGCCUUUGCUUGGGAACCAAAUGGCAGCAAAUUUGCUGUGCUGCAUGGUGAAUCUCCCAGAAUCAAUGUAUCAUUCUACCAUGUGAAGAACAAUGGCAAAAUCGAUUUAAUAAAAAUGUUUGACAAACAACAAGCAAACAGCAUCUUCUGGAGUCCACAAGGGCAGUUUUUGGUCUUGGCUGGGCUGAGGAGCAUGAAUGGAGCUCUUGCUUUUGUGGACACUUCAGACUGCACCAUGAUGAACAUCGCUGAGCAUUACAUGGCAUCAGAUGUGGAGUGGGAUCCAACUGGACGAUUUGUUGUAACAUCUGUCUCCUGGUGGAGUCACAAGGUGGACAAUGCCUUCUGGUUGUGGACAUUCCAGGGUCGUCUACUGCAGAAGAACAACAAGGACCGUUUCUGCCAGCUGUUGUGGAGGCCCCGCCCACCCUCUCUCCUGACUCAAGAGGAAAUAAAGCUCAUAAAGAAGGAUCUGAAGAAGUACUCUAAGAUCUUUGAGCAGAAGGAUCGUCUCAGCCAGUCCAAGGCAUCUAAGGAACUGGUGGACAAGAGACACGCCAUGAUGGAGGAGUAUCACAAGUAUCGUGAGAGAGCCAUGCAGAUGUACCAGGAGCAGAGAUCUCUCCGCCUUGGACUCAGAGGAGGUGUGGACACUGAUGAGCUGGACAGCAAUGUGGAUGACUGGGAGGAAGAGACCAUUGAGUUUUUCAUCAAUGAAGAAAUUAUUCCCAUCGGAGAUCUGUAACUCCAACAGCAGGUUGUGUCCAGUGUAUCCGUUUUUUUAGUGGAGGAGUGUGGACUUGCAUUGAAGGAAAAACUGAGGGAUCCUUCUAUAAGAGAAUUCCUUGUUAUCAUCAAUCAAGUGCCUUUUAAUACUGGUUCUUGCAGAAGGAGAAUUUUGUGCCACUGCUUUUAAAACAUCAAGCUCUUUGGGAGAACCUGUCCUGCCACCAUCAGUCAGGCCUGCUCUUGGCGGAUCUGAUUGUAACGUGAUCUUGGUUUUGCCUUUGGUAGAUCUCCCUGAUCAAAAGGGUGUUACCAUGGCACGAAAUGCCAUAAACUCUUUUUACAUCAUCACACUGAAGGAAAACGUUUUGUUUCCUGAGAAGGCGAACUUGUACUCUAGUGUGCGAAAAUGGCACUACAGUGGGCUGUAUCCUCCUCCAUUCAGAUUACCUGAUAUUAAAUGCACAACAAGGGAAUAAAGUUUAACUGAAAUCAAA
Messenger RNA from Myxocyprinus asiaticus (Chinese sucker), 2741 nucleotides. It is a transcript of the gene eif3ba, whose product is annotated as eukaryotic translation initiation factor 3, subunit Ba. The record is from RefSeq and is a predicted model, not a curated record. Bases 218 to 2263 code for a protein of 681 amino acids. Gene Ontology annotation, molecular function: translation initiation factor binding; translation initiation factor activity; RNA binding. Lineage: Eukaryota; Metazoa; Chordata; Actinopteri; Cypriniformes; Catostomidae. Gene Ontology annotation, biological process: translational initiation. The transcript is spliced from 19 exons. Gene Ontology annotation, cellular component: eukaryotic translation initiation factor 3 complex.